GGCUGUACAAACCCAAGAGGUCGGACCCGCAGCUGCUGGCUCAGUUCUACUAUGCUGACGAGGAGCUGAACCAGGUGGCUGCAGAGCUGGACAGCCUGGACGGGCGCAAGGACCCCCAGCGGUGCACGCUGCUCGUCAGCCAGUUCCGCUCCUGCCAGGACAACGUGUUAAACAUCAUUAACCAGAUCAUGGACGAGUGUAUCCCCCAGGACCGCGCCCCACGGGAUUUCUGUGUCAAGUUCCCCGAGGAGAUCCGGCACGACAACCUGGCUGGCCAGCUGUGGUUCGGUGCUGAGUGCCUGGCCGCCGGCUCCAUCAUCAUGAACCGCGAGCCCGAGAGCAUGGCCAUGCGCCCGCUGGCCAAGGAGCUGACCCGCAGCCUGGAGGACGUGCGGGGCGCCCUCCGCGACCAGGCGCUGCGGGACCUCAACAGCUACACGGAGAAGAUGAGGGACGCCCUGAGGCACUUCGACGUCCUGUUCGCAGAGUUCGAGCUGAGCUAUGUCUCUGCCAUGGUGCCUGUGAAGUCUCCCAGGGAGUACUACGUGCAGCAGGAGGUCAUCGUGCUGUUCUGCGAGACAGUGGAGAGGGCCCUGGUCUUCGGGUACCUGACCCAGGACAUGAUUGAUGACUACGAGCCGGCCCUCAUGUUCACUAUUCCAAGGCUGGCCAUCGUGUGUGGCCUCGUGGUCUAUGCGGAUGGACCCCUGAACUUGGAGCGCAAGGUGGAAGACAUGUCCGAGCUGUUCCGGCCCUUCCACACGUUGCUGCGGAAAAUAAGGGAUUUGCUGCAGACGCUGACCGAGGAGGAGCUGCACACGCUGGAACGGAACCUCUGCAUUUCCCAAGAGGUGGAGUUCCCCCUCCGGGCUGACGUGCAGGUGCCCACGGCCCUGGCACCCGCCUUUCCCACACCCCUCCCCGCCGAGGAGCCGCUGUCAGCCAAGGCCCCAGACCCGGAGGCAGAGCUGGCCUGCUCCAUGCAGUACGAUGACCAGGAACUGGAGCAGCUCAGCCGCAUGGUCCACAGGGCUGGGGACGAGAUGUCGUCCCUGCUCUCGCCGCCCAGUGCCUGCCAGUCCCCUGCGCACAGGCCAGGGGCUGAGAGCAGCCCCCGUGGGGAGGCGUCUCCAGGCAGGGUGCGGCUGCCGUCAGGUGGUGACGAAGAGGAGCGGGUGUUCUUCAUGGACGACGUGCAUGAAGAGUCCCCGGGCGGCCCCCAUGCAGGCCCCCAGGAGAGAGGGCAGGGCCUGCAGGGCAGGGAGGUGGCGCUUGGUGCACGUGCCACACAGAAGGAGGAGGACGUGAGCAACAACAACGUCGUGGACGACGCGGCGUGGGUGGCCGGCCUGGCGGGCUCUGGCUCCUGCACCUGCCUGGACUCUCAGCUGCACCUGGACGGCUGGGAGGCGCGAGCGGAUGGUGCCGAGACGGCCGAGAUGAUCGCCCACCGGACAGGGGGCAUGAAGCUCUCGGCCACGGUCAUCUUCAAUCCCAAAUCACCCACCUGCCUGGACUCUGCCAGCGCCACCCAGGAAGCCCCAGGCUGCGGUACUUCCGAAGCAGAGCCCGUGGCCCAAGGGACAGAUGGUGGCCCCCACAAACUCAGCUCUGCGGCCACCACCUGCCUCCUCAAUUCCUGCGUGUGCUGCGGGAGCUGCGGGGACGGCAGGGAGGACGCUGCGGAGCGUCUGCGGGAGAAGUGCAGCCCUGGAAGCAUCGUCAGUGCCUCUUACCCCACCGGCUUAGCCAAGGCCAGUGACAAGGGCCCCGAGAGACUGGAUGAGGCCCGGCUGGCCCCCCAAUCCCACCUGCCCUCAGAAGACGCCUCUGACAGGCAGGAUCCCAAAGCCCCUUCUGCCAACAAGUGCCUGGCACAUGCCUCAGGUUCCCAGGUGGACACAGCGAACGGGUCACGAGGAGAGACCACGGUGGCAAGUGAGCAGGAGGAGCCCUCGGUCCAGGGGCAGCCUCAGCGCCCGCCGGGCUCCAGUGGCUCCAUGGCUGGUUCCUGCUCCUUAGACAAGAUCAAGCUGGAGGCCACCCCCGCAGCCACGCAGGCCACACCCACGGCCAUAAGAGAGAAGAUCCGGUCCAGGUUCCACAGCAGUCACGACCUGAUCCACCGCCUGUUUGUCUGCAUUUCGGGGGUGGCGGACCAGCUGCAGACAAACUACGCGAGUGACCUGAGGAGCAUCCUCAAGACACUGUUUGAGGUCAUGGCCACCAAGCCAGAGACUGACGACAAGGAAAAGUUAAAGAAGGUCACUCAGACCCUGCGGAGUGCGGCCUUGGAGGACUGCGUACUCUGCCAGGAGACCCUGUCAUCCUCUGAACUCGCAGCCAAGACCUGUGAUGGAGACUUCGAAGACCCACCUGAGUGGGUGCCAGAUGAGGCCUGUGGCGUCUGCACCGCUUGCAAAGCACCCUUCACCGUCAUCCGCCGGAAGCACCACUGCCGAAGCUGCGGGAAGAUCUUCUGCUCCCGCUGCUCCUCGCACUCGGCGCCGCUGCCCCGCUAUGGGCAGGUGAAGCCCGUCCGCGUGUGCACGCACUGCUACAUGUUCCACGUCACGCCCUUCUACAGGGACAAGCCUGGCGUGUGACGCGGCGCCGAGGCACUCCCUGACCUCCCAGGAAGGAGGGGCUGCACCGUGCCUCAUCCUGGCCGCGCUGCUGGAGGGUCUCUCUGCAUCUCACUAAGCUGCUGCUGCCACCGCUGCUUCCAGAAUGUCCAGAGCCUCGGUCCCACCCAGCCCGGCCUCCCCACUGCAGGGACCCCAGGCCAGCCGCAGGGGCUGACAGUAGGUUCGUUUGGCCCGUGGGGGGACCCUGGAUUGGGAGGCCUGGUGGCUGUCUCCAGGGCUGAGGGCCUAGGCAUGGCCAGGGACGUCUCGCCCGUCCAUCUGAGCGGAUGGCGGAUAUGUACAGGAGCGUGGCCACUCUGCACAGCCUCCUCUGCUGCGGAGAAUCUGGAAGCAAGAGCGAGGGACGAGGGUGGCCUCCCCAUGUGUUUACCAAACCAAAAAUUCCAGGCUGUCCAUCUGUCCCCUGCAGCCAGCCAGCUCAUUCCCCAGUGCCCACCCCCACCGUCCCACCUCAGGACCUUGGCUGAACAACACACAUCUCAUUUCUUCUCGGAGGGGCAAGUGUGGGCAGCCGACCAGUGCUCCCCUGGGUACGCAGGUGCCCCUGGUGUCUGACCGCCUUGUCCACCUGCUGCCGGAACGGGGACUGGCCAGGCAAAGAGUCCCACAGGCAGAGGUUUCUCGGAUUCUCGGGCCAGGCUCACAGGGCAGCCCAGGACCACCUGGGGCCUCCCACUCAGCUGCCACCACCCCCACCCUCUGCACUCCCAGCACCCUGGCUCCCUUCCUCGGUCCCCCGAGUGGCCAGCACCCGGGCUGGCAGCCGAGUGGCCCCAGUGCGGCACCUACUCAGGCUUAAAUCUCAGGCUUCACGUCACAGUGAUGAUGGCUGUUUUAUUUUUAGAGAUGACACACCUGCCGCUUCUUUUCUAGAAUGAAACCCAGCUACCAUUUAACCGUGGCGCAAACACGCUCAGA
Molecule: messenger RNA, 3566 nt
Organism: Cynocephalus volans (Philippine flying lemur)
Lineage: Eukaryota; Metazoa; Chordata; Mammalia; Dermoptera; Cynocephalidae
Gene: ZFYVE28
Product: zinc finger FYVE-type containing 28
Exons: 13
Coding region: 189-2606 (805 amino acids)
Biological process (GO): negative regulation of epidermal growth factor-activated receptor activity
Cellular component (GO): early endosome membrane
Molecular function (GO): metal ion binding
Source: RefSeq, a predicted model, not a curated record